UGGUGGACUCUCCAUUCGUGCCGUGCAUACAAAAUAUUCCCAAAAAAAAUAAAACAAAUUUUCGCCGCCCCUCCAUUUCCUCUUACCAAAGGAGAGAGAGACGUUUCAGGAGAGAGAGAGAGAGAGAAACGUCAAGAGGAAGGGAUGGUGAGUCUUCUUCCUUCAUUCUUCCCUGAAACAGCAUCCUCUGCAAAUUUGAUCCUGGCAACCGUGAAGCGUGCAUACAACCUCUUGAACCCUCUCAUUUGAGAUGGAAGAAUCAGUGAAAACCCCCCAAAUCUCAGAUAUGUUGCAGCGGUUCGCCAUUGCCUGUAAGACCCGAACCAUCGAAUUCUUUGCUGAAGAAGAAGAAGAACAACAAGAAGAAGAAGACGGUCAUGGCACCGUGGGUGCUGAAUCUGUGGACGAGUUUAUCACAGACCAAAAGGUGGUGGUGAUCAAACCAGACACACCCAAGAACACAUUACCUCAAAACAUGGACGGCAGCAACAAGGAGGAUUCCAUUGAGGAUAGAUACCAGGCAUUGGAAGCCCUAAUCUCGUGCAUCUUUGCCAAUGUCUCAGCUGUGAAAGGGGCAUAUGUUCAGUUACAGACGGCGCACACACCGUUUGAAGUCGAUAACAUCAAGGCGGCUGAUAGAGCCGUGAUUUCUCAGCUACAAAAGCUUUCGGAGCUCAAACGCUUGUAUGCGAAGGAUCUGCCAUCCUCCUCCUCGUCGUUCGAGUGCUCCCAAUUGGAAGCGAGGGUACAAGAGAGGCAGAGCAUGCUCAGGACUUACGAGAUGAUGGUGAACCGUCUGCAGUCCGAGAUCGACUUGAAGGACGCGGAGGUCUGUUUCCUGAGAGAAGAGAUGGAGAGGGUUAAUGGGUUGUGCUCAAAAUUGGAGAAGAAGUUGAAGGAGGAGAACAGCAUUCUUCUCUCGGUUGGGGUUUUUGAUUCUUUGCUGCAAGAGAGCCUCAGAGGGGCUCACAGCUUCACAAAGAUGCUUAUCGACAGGAUGAGAGAGGCGGGCUGGAAUUUGGAUUUGGCUGCAAAUUCGAUUCAUAAGAAUGUCAACUAUGCAAAGAGAGGGCACAACCGCUACGCCUUCCUUUCCUACGUUUGCUUGGGGAUGUUUAGUGGGUUCGACAAGGAGGACUUUUGCUGCUCCACCAUGAAGAAGACGAAGCAGAAGAUUGAUAGUGAUGUCGAUGAAGAAUUGGAGCUAUACUUUGCUGAACUGAUGAGCUUGAAUGGAGGUGAGGUUGAUGAGGGCCUCAGAGCUUUGAGUUGCGAUGUUGGGUUUGUUAGGUAUUGCAGGGAAAAGUAUUUGAAACUCAUUCACCCAAGAAUGGAGGAGGAGCAGGUGGAGGGUUCCAUGCCCGCACUGCACAUGGCAUUUUUGAAGAUGGCUAGAUCCGUCUGGUUGCUUCAUAAGCUGGCUUUCUCAUUUGAACCAAGGGUCCGGAUCUUCCAAGUGAGGAAGGGGUUGGAUUUCUCUAUGGUUUACAUGGAAGACGUUGCUCGAAGAGGCGUUUUUCCGACCCAACAACAACGAAGGGGAAGGGCCAAGGUUGCUUUCACCGUUGUUCCUGGUUUCAGGAUUGGAAAGACCAUUAUUCAGUGUCAGGUGUACCUAGUCUGAUUUUCUUAACAUCCAUGAAAUGCUUAAAAUGUACAGAUUUGUUACAGUUUGUGUUUGUUUAUAGCUCAAGCGGUGCCAUUGCUGUUGAAAAUAGCUGUCUCUCUGAAAGAGAAUGUUUCUUUAUAGUGAAAAAGGUUCUGAACACUUACUCCUCUCGGGUGUGGAGCUAUUAAUCAUUUUGGAUGCUAAGGCUAACAUUGACAACUAUCAUUUGGAAAGGAAAGAGCAAGCGAGAUCCACUAUACUUUGUUGUUGUUUUUGUUGUUCUUAUCUAUAUGGUUAAGAGUUGCUGCUUAGCCUGAGUGGACCUUGAUCAUAUCAAGUGGAUGAAAGUGAACGAUAGUGGCAAUGAAGUUAGUGAAUUGAAAAAGAGAAGGCCCUGGCUGGGUUAAUGGGAUUGGCCCUUCUGGCAUGACUGUCCUGGGUCCUCUGUCUGGGUUGCUAGACCUGUGUGAAAAUUGUGACUCCUUCUGUGGUGCUCCUGCUUCAGGUGUUGAGAAAGUUUAUGGUUUGCAUUUUUUUCUUUUGUUGUGAGCUUUUCCGUAAGGGUUUGGUUUGGCACCCAUGUACAGCGGUACAGUUCUCCAACAAAUUUCUUCCUAAGCUCUAAUUUCCUAUUAUGUAUAUUUUUAUGCUUGAGUUCCCUGCUGUUGUGGUGUCAUUGAUCAUAAUACCCAUUCUUUUUUUCUUUUUCUUUUUUUAAUUUAUAUAUGUAACAAUGUAACAACUUCAAAGAAAUGUUUGACAACCAUUUUAUCAGAGAUGAAUAUCGAGAACUUUGAAUAUGUCAAA
Messenger RNA from Amborella trichopoda, 2416 nucleotides. Its product is annotated as DUF641 family protein (DUF641). Lineage: Eukaryota; Viridiplantae; Streptophyta; Magnoliopsida; Amborellales; Amborellaceae. Gene Ontology annotation, biological process: response to red or far red light; negative gravitropism. The record is from RefSeq and is a predicted model, not a curated record.